This is a messenger RNA of Brassica napus (rape), 1082 nucleotides long. RefSeq names its product RING-H2 finger protein ATL58. The transcript has 3 exons. Bases 289 to 975 code for a protein of 228 amino acids. The record is from RefSeq and is a predicted model, not a curated record. NCBI's taxonomy places the organism in Eukaryota, Viridiplantae, Streptophyta, Magnoliopsida, Brassicales, Brassicaceae.
UCUGCCAAAACCUAAGGGAAAAUUAACUAAAACUUUCUUAAUCAGAUCAUUAAUCCGCCUAAUCCCUAUUUUUAUAUUUAAUCUUUUCCUCCUAAUUUUAAUAUUCUGACAAAAAAAUAAAAAUAAAAGAUGAAGAAAGGAAACAGGCAGUUGCCUUCUGAAUGCCUCGCCUGAAAACUUUGCCACAUCACACAUUAUUGUUGUUUUCAUUUCCGAUCUCCAAUCUCUGCUUUCUUCACUCUCUUGUAACUUUUCGGACAUUAAGUUGUUUGUCUAUGUGUGUGUCUGAUGUCUUCUUACAGCAAUUCAAACCCGGAGAACUACAGUUCAUCCAGCGGCGUGAACUCGCCGGAGCUCAAACUAUACCAAGCUUUCAUCUUCUCUGUCCCAAUCUGCUUCACUUUCAUCAUCCUCUUCGUAUUCUACGUCAUUUACCUCCGUCGUGGCAGCGCCGAUUUGUCUUCUCUCGGAAUGCGAACUACUUUCCUCCCCGGAAACUCCAUCUCCACGGCUGAGUUAGGGUUAAGCAAAGAGCUGAGAGAGAUGCUUCCCAUUGUCGUCUUUAAAGAGAGCUUCUUUGUAAUGGAUUCACAAUGUUCAGUGUGCCUUGGUGACUAUCAAGCAGAUGACAAGCUUCAACAGAUCCCGGCAUGUGGACAUACUUUUCACAUGGACUGCAUUGAUCUUUGGCUCACUUCACAUACCACUUGCCCUCUCUGCCGUCUCACUCUUAUCCCGACCCAAUCCCAUCAAAGCCAAGAAGAUGAUCCUCCUGUUCCCAGUCUUAGGACCCCUGAUGGAGGAGUAUCAAGUGACCCGGAACCUCAGCCAGACGACCACGGAAAUGAUGUCCAAGAGCAACAAUGUGAUCCAAGUGAGAAUGAUCGAGAUGCAGAGAGCUCUGAAGAAACGCAAGAAGAUGAACGAAACAUCAUCGGUACAUCAAGUGGUGGUGGUAACUGUAAACUUGGUUAAAGAUUUAGAGCUUGUGUUCAGUCCUUCAUGUAACUGUAAAGCUUGUAACUUGUAACAUUAGUGCGUUAGAGAGCUUGAUUCAUAAAAGAAGCAGACACUUUGGUCUU